Marmota flaviventris (yellow-bellied marmot) is the source of this 3402-nucleotide messenger RNA. The record is from RefSeq and is a predicted model, not a curated record. Lineage: Eukaryota; Metazoa; Chordata; Mammalia; Rodentia; Sciuridae.
CCUCCCUCGCUCGCUCGCUCCCUCCCCCCGGGCCGGCUCGGCGCUGACUCCGCCGCACGCUGCAGCCGCGGCUGGAAGAUGGCGGGGAACGACUGCGGCGCGCUGCUGGACGAAGAGCUCUCCUCCUUCUUCCUCAACUAUCUCGCCGACACGCAGGGUGGGGGUUCUGGGGAGGAGCAACUCUGCGCUGACUUUCCUGAGCUCGACCUCUCCCAGCUGGACGCCAGCGACUUUGACUCUGCCACCUGCUUUGGAGAGCUGCAGUGGUGCCCGGAGACCUCUGAGACUGAGCCCAGCCAGUACAGCCCCGACGACUCCGAGCUCUUCCAGAUCGACAGUGAGAAUGAGGCCCUCCUGGCCGCGCUCACCAAGACCCUGGAUGACAUCCCUGAAGAUGACGUGGGGCUGGCUGCCUUCCCGGUCCUGGAUGGAGGAGAUGCACCAUGCUGCCCCGCAGCUUCACCCGCCCCCUUGUCUGCGCCCCCCAGCCCCGCUAGGGAGAGGCCCCCAGCCCCAGCCUCAGACGUGGAUGAGCUCUCGCUGACGGACAGCACCCAGGAUAAGAAGGCCCCCAUGCAGCGGUCUCCCAACAGGAGUUGUGCAGAACUGCAUAAGCACCUCACCUCGGUACCGUCCUGCUCCCAGGCAAAAGCCUCCUCCCCCGACAGGGGACUGCAGCCAGCACUGCCCCCGAGUCCCCAGCUCCUUGCCAAGAAAGAGGAGGAGCCAGGGGAGGACUGCCUGAGUCCCCAGCCAGCUCCAGCCUCUCCCCGGGACUCCCUGCCACCAGGCAGGGCGAGCCCCAGUGCCCAGGUUCCCCAGGAGGACGUGCAGGCCAUGGUGCAGCUCAUUCGAUACAUGCACACCUACUGCCUCCCCCAGAGGAAGCUGCCCCCACAGGCCCCAGAGCCACCCCCCCAGCCAUGCAGCAGCCCCUCCAGGGUCAGGCCCCGGCACCACUCCAAAGCCUCCUGGGCUGAGUUCUCCAUCCUGCGGGAACUCUUGGCUCAAGAUGUCCUCUGCGAUGUCAGCAAACCCUACCGCCUGGCCACGCCUGUCUAUGCCUCCCUCACUCCCCGGCCAAGGUCCAGACCCCCCAAGGACAACCAGGCCUCCCCCGCUCACCCUUCCCCAGUGGAGGAGGUGAGGGUGGCGGCUUCCCCCAAGAACACUGGGCCCAGGCCAAGCCUGCGCCCGCUGCGCCUGGAGGUGAAGGGGGACGUUAGCCGCUCUACCCGGCUACAGCAGGAGGAGGAAGAGGAGGAGGAAGAAGAGGAGGAGGAAGAAGAAGAAAAAGAAGAGGAGGAGGAGGAGGAAGAGGAGGAGGAGGAGUGGGGCAGGAAGAGGCCGGGCCGAGGCCUGCCGUGGGCCAGGCUGGGGAAGAAGCUGGAGAGCUCUGUGUGCCCAGUGCGCCGCUCCCGGAGACUGAACCCCGAGCUGGGCCCCUGGCUGACAUUCACUGAUGAGUUGCUGGUCUCCUCAGAGCCCCAAGGUGCUCUGCCUUCGCUAUGCCUGGCUCCCAAGGCCUAUGACAUGGCAGGAGAGCUGGGCAGCCCCACAGACGAGGACAAUGGCCAAGACCAGCAGCUCUUACGAGGACCCCAGAUCUCUGCCCUGGAGAGCCCCUGUGAGAGUGGGUGUGGGGACACGGAUGAGGACCCCAGCUGCCCGCGCCUCCCUUCCAGAGACUCUCCCAGGUGCCUCAUGCUGGCCUUGUCACAAAGUGACUCUCCUUUUGGCAAGAAGAGCUUUGAGCAGACCUUGACAGUGGAGCUUUGUGGCACGGCAGGACUCACCCCACCCACCACACCCCCAUACAAGCCCACCGAGGAGGACCCCUUCAAGCCGGACAUCAAGCACAGCCUGGGCCAAGACACAGCCCCCAGCACCCCCGCCCCUGAGGCUCUCCAGCUCAUGGCCACCACCGGGCCUACCCACAAGCUGCCCAAGAAGCACCCAGAGCGCAGCGAGCUUCUGUCCCACCUGCGGCAUGCCACGGCCCAGCCGGCCUCCCAGGCUGGCCAGAAGCGCCCCUUCUCCUGUUCCUUUGGAGACCAUGAUUACUGCCAGGUGCUCAGACCAGAGGGCACUAUGCAGAGGAAGGUGCUGAGGUCCUGGGAGCCAUCUGGGGUCCAUCUUGAGGACUGGCCCCAGCAAGGUGCCUCCUCAAAGGCUGAAAUGCAGGCCUCUAGGAAGGAGGAAGCCCGAAGCUGUGAGGCCAGCGCCCCGCCCAAGGACAGCGCUCAGCUGAGAGACCACGAGAUCCGCGCCAGCCUCACCAAGCACUUUGGGCUGCUGGAGACAGCUCUGGAGGACGAAGACUUGGCUUCGUGCAAGAGUCCUGAAUAUGACACGGUCUUUGAGGACAGCAGUAGCAGCAGUGGUGAGAGCAGCUUCCUCCUGGAGGAGGAAGAUGAGGAGAGGGAGGAGGAGGACGAUGAAGAAGAGGACUCAGGGGUCAGCCCCCCUCGCUCUGACCACUGCCCUUACCAGAGCCCACCCAGCAAGGCCAGUCGGCAGCUCUGUUCCAGAAGCCGCUCUAGCUCUGGCUCCUCAUCCUGCCGCUCCUGGUCACCAGCCACCCGGAGGAACUUCAGAUGUGAGAGCAGAGGGCCGUGUUCAGACGGAACCCCAAGCAUCCGGCACGCCAGGAAGCGGCGGGAAAAGGCCAUUGGUGAAGGCCGCGUGGUAUACGUUCGAAAUCUCUCCAGUGACAUGAGCUCCCGAGAGCUGAAGAAGCGUUUCGAGGUGUUUGGCGAGAUUGUAGAGUGUCAGGUGCUGACAAGAAGUAAGAGAGGCGAGAAGUACGGCUUCAUCACCUACCGGUGUUCUGAGCAUGCAGCCCUCUCCCUGAGGAAUGGCGCUGCCCUGAGCAAGCGCAAUGAGCCCUCCUUCCAGCUGAGCUCUGGGGGGCUCCGGCACUUCUGCUGGCCCAGAUACACUGACUAUGAUUGCAAUCCAGAAGAGGCCCUUCCCGCCUCCGGGAAAAGCAAGUACGAAGCCAUGGAUUUCGACAGCUUACUGAAAGAGGCCCAGCAGAGCCUGCAUUGAUCACAGCCUUAACCUUCGAGGAAUACCUCAAUACCUCAGACAAGGCCCUUCUAAUAUGUUUACGUUUUCAAAGAAACAAGUAUACGAGAAGGAGAGCGAGCGAGCGAGCGUGAGAGACUUGAAACUGCUGUCCUUUUAAAAAAAAAAAAAAAACAGAUCAAUGUUUACAUUGCACAAAGCUGCUUCUGUCUGUGAGUUUCCAUGGUGUUGAUGUUCCACUGCCACAUUAGAGUCCCCGCUUCUGACGGGUUGUCCUGGGUGCGCCGCGAAGUGCCGGGUCAGUCACCCUCUGCCCUUCCUGCCCGACUGACUUCCUCUUGUAGACCUGCAGCUGUGUUCACCAUAACAUCU